Mirounga angustirostris (Northern elephant seal) is the source of this 8473-nucleotide messenger RNA. It is a transcript of the gene EPB41L1, whose product is annotated as erythrocyte membrane protein band 4.1 like 1. The record is from RefSeq and is a predicted model, not a curated record. Gene Ontology annotation, biological process: cortical actin cytoskeleton organization. Gene Ontology annotation, molecular function: structural molecule activity; actin binding. Lineage: Eukaryota; Metazoa; Chordata; Mammalia; Carnivora; Phocidae. Gene Ontology annotation, cellular component: cytoskeleton; plasma membrane. The transcript has 25 exons. Bases 282 to 5069 code for a protein of 1595 amino acids.
GCCCGCGCCGCCCUCCUCCGGGCCUCGGGGACCCCGCCGCGUCUGCUCUCGCGUGUGUCUGUGUGCGAGGUGGUCGCCGAGGGCUCCGGGCUCGGUCCCCGGUCCUCGAGCCCUGACAGGCCGACGGGCCAGCUCCGGCGGGGGGUGCUGGACACCAGGGGGGCGGGCGCCCCAGCCGGCAGCCCCGGGCCUCGGGUCGUGAGUCUCAGGACUGGCGCUGGUGCCUGAAGACGUCCUUUCCCCGGGGGAGCUGGUGUGGACGGAGGGGCGUGCUGGUCACCAUGACAACAGAGACAGGCCCCGAUUCUGAGGUGAAGAAGGCUCAGGAGGAGGCCCCACAGCAGCCCGAGGCAGCCGCCGCUGCGACCGCCGCUGCGACCACCCCUGUGACCCCCGCAGGCCACGGCGGCCACCUGGAGGCCAACUCCAAUGAGAAGCACCCGCCCCAGCAGGACAAUCGGCCUGCUGGACAGAGCCUAGACAUGGAGGAGAAGGGGUAUGGGGAGGCUGAUGGCCUGUCAGAGAGGACCACGCCCAGCAGAGCCCAGAAAUCACCCCAGAAGAUUGCCAAGAAGUACAAGAGUGCCAUCUGCCGAGUCACUCUGCUCGAUGCCUCUGAGUACGAGUGUGAGGUGGAGAAACACGGCCGGGGCCAGGUGCUGUUUGACCUGGUCUGUGAGCACCUCAACCUCCUGGAGAAGGACUACUUCGGCCUGACCUUCUGUGAUGCCGACAGCCAGAAGAACUGGCUGGACCCCUCCAAGGAAAUCAAGAAGCAGAUCCGGAGCAGCCCUUGGAAUUUUGCCUUCACAGUCAAGUUCUACCCCCCUGACCCUGCCCAGCUGACAGAAGACAUCACAAGAUACUACCUGUGCCUGCAGCUGAGGGCGGACAUCAUCACGGGCCGGCUGCCAUGCUCCUUUGUCACACAUGCCCUGCUGGGUUCCUACGCCGUGCAGGCGGAGCUGGGCGACUAUGACGCCGAGGAGCACGUAGGCAACUAUGUCAGCGAGCUCCGCUUCGCCCCCAACCAGACCCGGGAACUGGAGGAGAGGAUCAUGGAACUGCACAAGACAUACAGGGGCAUGACUCCAGGAGAAGCAGAAAUCCACUUCUUAGAGAACGCCAAGAAGCUUUCCAUGUAUGGAGUAGACCUGCACCAUGCUAAGGACUCCGAGGGCAUCGACAUUAUGUUAGGAGUCUGUGCCAAUGGCCUGCUCAUCUACCGGGACCGGCUGAGAAUCAACCGCUUCGCCUGGCCCAAGAUUCUCAAGAUCUCCUAUAAGAGGAGUAACUUUUAUAUCAAGAUCCGGCCUGGGGAGUAUGAGCAGUUUGAGAGCACGAUUGGCUUUAAGCUCCCAAACCACCGGUCAGCCAAGAGGCUGUGGAAGGUCUGCAUAGAGCACCACACGUUCUUCCGGCUGGUGUCGCCCGAGCCCCCGCCCAAGGGCUUCCUGGUGAUGGGCUCCAAGUUCCGAUAUAGUGGGAGGACCCAGGCGCAAACCCGCCAGGCCAGCGCCCUCAUUGACCGGCCCGCGCCCUUCUUCGAGCGUUCCUCCAGCAAACGGUACACCAUGUCCCGCAGCCUUGAUGGAGCGGAGUUCUCCCGCCCGGCCUCGGUUAGCGAGAACCAUGACACGGGACCUGACGGUGACAAGCAGGAGGAGGAUGGCGAGUCUGGGGGUAGGCGGUCAGAGGCUGAGGAAGGAGAGGUCAGGACCCCCACCAAGAUCAAGGAGCUAAAGCUGGAGCAGGAAACCACGCCGAGACACAAGCAGGAGUUCUUAGACAAGCCAGAGGAUGUCUUGCUCAAGCACCAGGCCAGCAUCAACGAGCUCAAGAGGACCCUGAAGGAACCCAACAGCAAACUGAUCCACCGGGACCGAGACUGGGAGCGGGAGCGCAGGCUGCCCUCCUCUCCCGCCUCCCCCUCCCCCAAGGGCACCCCUGAGAAAGUCAACGAGUCCCGGAGGACCCAGGACACCUCUCCGCAGGACUUGGCACCAGAGCCUGGGACGGCCACAGGCUGGGAAGUGUUCACUCAGAAAAGCCUCGCAGCGUCUCCUGAGGGUUCAGAGCAUUGGGUAUUUAUAGAAAGAGAGUACACUAGGCCAGAAGAACUCAGCCUCCUAAAAGUGACCACCACUCAGCAGGAAGAAAGUAAGGCAGGCCUCGCAGAUAUCCUUGCUGAUGGCAGACUCUCCAAGGUAGACGUCCUGGUGGACAAGUUCAAAGUCGAAGUGGCCACAGAAGAAAUAGUGGGAGUUAGAAGAGCAAAGACCCAGCACCAAGGAAGAAUGAUUGCAAGCCCUGAAGACUUUGAGUCAAUGUGGGAGGAGGGCUCCUGGGUCAGGAAAGGCCCAGAAGGGGCUUCUCUUGCUGCAGGCUGCACACUGGCAGGAAACCUUGAGGGCUCCCAGUUGAGGGUGGGCACUGGGGAGGCCACCAUCAAGAAGCGCUGGAUCUCAGGUGGUCAGCUGGAGGGCCAGAUGGAGCUGAGGAGGGAGCUGGAGGAGUGCCAGACUUGGGGAAGACCUGCUGCCUCGGGGACCAGGCUAGCAGAGGCCGAUGUCCCUUCUCCAGCCUCCGACAAGGGAGGACUCCAGUCAUUUCUGCUGGACCCAGCCCAGUCGGAAGCCAGAGCUGACUCGAGUGAUGAAACCAAACCUUCCUUUGCAGAGAGGAGCUUCUAUUUGAACUAUGGAGAGAAAGAUUCUGAAGACCCCUUCCUCCCUCCACCUCUGGAGGAGAGGGAAGAGCAUGUGGAUGCCCUUCCUGUUGACGAGACCAGGCUGGAGCGCUCAGAGAGGCUCUCCGAGAGCUCUGUGCUCACUUCCUCAGACCCACAGGGCCCUGCUGCAGCUUCCAGCAGGAGCGAGAACAAAGAAGGUGUUGGCCACACGGCCUCCUUAGAGGAAGGGGCACGGUCCCCCAAGGACCACGGAAGACCAGAUGGCCCAGAGGCCUUUGUUGAGCAGCUUCAUAAGGGACCUUCUCCAGGGCAGACAUUUGCUGAGGACUGGGAAGAAGCUGGGCGGGGGGUGGAAGGAGAAUUUAGCCACCCAGCAUGCAACCUAGGCACAGAGGAAGAGGCCCUCAAGGGUGGAGAUUUGAUGGAAAAGGCUGAGAACAGGUCCCCAGCAGGAUGGCAGAACCACUCACCUCACAGAGGAGGGGGCAUGCGCCCAGACCUCCCAGCCUGCGCCCUUCCAUGGACCACCCCUCCUAAUGAUGUCAGGAAGCCAACCAAGCCAGACAGAGGCAACUUCCUGCACCAAGACGGGAGACUGGUGCACAUCCAAACAGGAGAACCUGCGAUGGAGGACAGAAAGGCCUCAGUGUUUCUUCAGAUGGACAUGAUCACCCCCCUCCCAGCUUCCCCUGGUCCCUUUCAAGCUCAGGCAGCUCCAGAGGAAACUUCUCCAAGCCCAGCCCCUCGUGGGUCAGGGGAGCCUCCACAGCUUGGGGAUCCUUUUGGAGAACAGUCCCCUGUGUUUCUCAAACAUGCCCGUCCUUUUAAAGGGAGGCCAGAGCCCAAGGACCGAGUAGGACCAUCUGUGACCCCAGACGGAGGUGAGCGCCGGGCACCUCCCGUUGCCAGCAGAAAGCCCAGAAUUGUCUCUGAAGGAGCCGAGGGGGCUGUACCCCUGGGGUUGGUGUUCCCUUCAGGGAAGCAAAAGGAGAUGACCUCUUUCCAGGCUGGGGGCCAAGAGGGCUCCCUGGAAGAUAUUAGCAAGACCUCAGUGGCCAACAAAAUUCGGAUCUUUGAGACCCAUGGAGCUGAAACUCGCCGAGCGAGUCAAGGUGAAACAAGGGCCCUCAUGAGCGAGUUGUCUUCAGAGGCCUCCGUGGGUCAGGUAGAACAACAGCGGAAUAAGCUUCUGGACCUAGGCUUCGUCCAACUCCAGCCCCCAGGGGACUUUGCUGGCCCCAAAGCCACCCAUUCCUCAGUGACGUCACCGGCGCCCAGAUACUUCAGGGAGGGCAUUGCUACCACAUCCCCCCGGGAAGAAUGCACGGACCUCGAGCUCAUGUCCCCCGAUUCGGGCUGCGAAACUGCGCUGGAGGAAACCACCGGGGGCACUGGCCACAGAGCAGGGCUAAGGGAGGGCUCAGAGGAGAAGGUCAAACCGCCUCGUCCCAGGGCCCCAGAGAGUGACACGGGAGACGAGGACCAGGACCAGGAGAGGGAUGCGGUGUUCCUGAAGGACAACCACCUGGCCAUUGAGCGCAAGUGCUCCAGCAUCACGGUCAGCUCCACGUCCAGCCUGGAGGCUGAGGUUGACUUCACGGUCAUUGGUGACUACCAUGGCGGCGCCUUCGAAGACUUCUCCCGCAGCCUGCCUGAGCUCGACCGAGACAAAAGCGACUCAGAGACCGAGGGCCUGGUGUUCUCCCGGGAUCUCAACAAGGGGGGCCUCAGCCAGGAAGACGAGCCUGGGGGCAUCGAGGAUAGCCCGGAUCGAGGGGCCUGCGCCACCCCAGAUAUGCCCCAGUUUGAGCCUGUGAAAACGGAAACCAUGACGGUCAGCAGCCUGGCCAUUAGAAAGAAGAUUGAGCCUGAGGCUGUCCUGCAGACCAGAGUCAGCACUAUGGACACCAGCCAGCAGGUUGAUGGGACUGCCCCAGGGGGAAAGGAGUCCGUAACAACUGCUCCCUCCAUCACCACGGAGACCAUAUCGACCACCAUGGAGAACAGUCUCAAGUCCGGGAAGGGGGCAGCCGCCAUGAUCCCAGGCCCACAGACGGUGGCCACGGAUAUCCGUUCUCUUUCUCCGAUCAUCGGGAAAGAUGUCCUCACCAGCACGUACGGCGCCACUGCGGAAACCCUCUCCACCUCCACCACCACCCAUGUUACCAAAACUGUGAAAGGGGGGUUUUCUGAGACGAGGAUCGAGAAGCGGAUCAUCAUCACUGGGGAUGAAGAUGUUGAUCAAGACCAGGCCCUGGCUUUGGCCAUCAAGGAGGCCAAACUGCAGCAUCCUGACAUGCUGGUAACCAAAGCUGUCGUAUACAGAGAAACAGACCCGUCCCCAGAGCAGAGGGACAGGAAGCCACAGGAAUCCUGACCUCUGUGAAGAGAUGCUGGCGUUUCUGGUCCAACCCAAGCCAGAGAACCGUUAAGAAGGGGCCUUCAUUCUGGAUUCUCCGACUCAACACCGAAGUCCCAGCUGUGACAUACUGUCACCGAAGAGGAACUGGGAAAGGAAAAGCAUAUAUAUAUAGAUAUAUAUAGAUAUAGAUAUAUAUACAGGAAACACCGCGUCCUUGCACUGCUGCUGGGGCUGGUCACGCAAUCGGCCAACAGCAACAACCAACAUCUGAACACCUACAUUUCCUUUGCAGACAAAUUGAAGAACUGGUGGGAUUUUUCAGGAAAAAAAAAAAAAAAAUAUAUAUAUGUAAUGACAAUAAUCUCUUGCUCCCCCUUUCGAAGCCCUGCGGAAUGACAAAGGCAAGCCAGACCACAGUGAUCGUAGGAGUACAAAACAACCCUGGUUCUGCACGUGACCUUGCGUGGACGAGCAUCCCAUUUGUCCUGAGGUGUGUGCCGUCCACUCCAGUGCAAAGGAAACACUUUCGCAGCAAAGCAAGAGAAGUCGCGUCAGCAAGACACGCGCCGUCAACCGUUUGCCAAGAAAGAAGGAAAAUCCCCCACUCGGAAAGGAGGAGGAACCCUGGAUGAUUAUUUUUUGGGUCUUGACACUGGGCUGCAAAAUCCACCUUCCUUUCUUCCGCCUCCCCUCCCCCUCGCCUCACGCGUCUUGUCAUUUCUGUCUUGGCUCCCCCCUCCCCCUCCCCACCCUCGGUAUCCCAGUCCCGCCAAGGGCCGCUGCAGAUGACUCUGGUUUGGGACAAGAAAAAGAAAAGAAGGCAAGAGCAGAAAACCCAGCCACAGGAAGGAAAGUAGACACUGUAUGUUUAUGGGUUCUCAUUAUGAAAGUGCAGCUUGUAGGAGAUGUGGAUGGAUGUGCUUUUAAGUUAUGUAUAUGACAUAUAACAGGAAACAAAUAUUAAAAUAAACAGUGCUGGUAAGUAUGAAGCUGACAUUUUAAAAUUAUAAAAUUAUCCGACUGUGAUUGAUGUAUCGCAAGGUUCUUAGAUCUCACUGAACCGGCCCAGCCGAGGAGACCUGGACUCUGGCUGUGGGCUGCUCGCAGUAGGAGCUGACGGUUCAGCGUAGUAAUACAGUGUGUGGUAUUUGUAAUUGGUUGAUUGGUGGGGAGGGGUGGGGUCCCCAGAUGGAGGGGCAGGGGUUUGGCAAGAAGGAAGAAACACAGAUGUAGUCCAAGAUGCCUUCCCCGCAUCCCCCUCGGGCAGUAGCCACCAGGGCCUGGUCUGUGCUCAGGUGUGGGGUCCAGAGUCAGGAUUCCGCUACAGGGGUCCCCUGGCUCAGCCCCCAUACCUCCCUAGGGGGUUUGCUUUGGUUUUCAGUCUUCUCUUUCUUCGGCCACAUAUCUUUUCCCUGACCACAUUGUGACAGCUGACUCCCCAUGCAAAGCGACGUGACAUCCACCAGCCGCCGCACAGGAUGGUGGCUUUAACCUGGCUGGCUGGAGAGCCUGGCUGCCUCUUGUCCUCUGUGCCUCCCACAUUCGUUUUCUUCCUCCUGGGCCAAAGCAGCCAUGGUAGAGACCAUGAACACAGGGCAGGCCCCAUGGGGCAGAACUUCAUUUCCAAAGGCUUUGCCUGCCCUCCCCCCCCCCCCCCCCGACAAGGCUCAGAUGAAAGGUGGUAUUGCUCAGAGGCUCCUUCUAUGUAUGAGACUCUGGCUUUGGAAACCUCCCCUUUAGCCAGCGUCUGAGCUCUGAGCCUGUACUGUCAGUCCCCAGAAUUGCCUUCAGACCACAGAAGCCCUUGGAGAAUACCCCUUCCAAAGCUUGAGCUUUCCCAGUCUUGCCUGCCAGGAGCUGCUUCCCUGAGCUCAAUGAGUCCCCUUUGGAAGGAAUAUGUCCCCACCGCACUUUUAAUUUCUCAGUCCCAUAUUACCUCCCCCUGUCCCACCUCUACAGCGGUCAUUAAAUUCAUUCAGCAGAUAUUUAUUGAGUACCUACUUGUGCCAGGCACUAUGCUGGGACUGCAGGAGAGAAUGUGGGGGAGGGGAGGGACCUGGAAGUCCUCUCAGCCAGCCUUACAUCUUCAAUCAUGGCUUGCCCCUCUGAGAGCAUUUCCACAUUCUCUCCAAUUAUUGGCCAUUGCCCAGGGAUACCCCCCCCCCCCCCCGAGGGCCCCGGCGUACUUCUCACUUACCCCAAUGACAUAUACACUUAGUUUGCUAAGCUGGUGCUGACCCGAGGAUGAGAAACCAGAGCAGUGUGUGCGUCUGUGGGCAAAAAUGGGACAGAGAGCAGGCAGAGAGAGCCCUGCCCCUGGGGCUCAGAUGGGAGAUUCAGCCACAUCCCCCCCGCCUCCCAGCAAGACAGGUGGCCCCCACUCCAACCCCCCUGAGUGCGACAGCUCACUUCCAUGCACCGGGUUCUUUUUACCAUCUUGGUGGAGAAGCCACAGAACCUCCUUCGCACCCCUUUCAACCGGAGAGCUCCUAUUCUUUCUGGGCCAAGAACUGGAAUGACUCCAUCCUCCCUGGGCUACCCGGAAUUUGGCUCAGGCACCCCUGUCUUUGCAGGAACCAGGCGUCCCGAGCACACUGGUCACACCUCAGAGGGAGAGUAUUUGUUCUGUGGCUUCAGAGCAGGGAUGAAGUGACCAGGCUUAGCGUGUGGGCCGGCUAGGGUUUGUGGAACUCUCCGUCCCACGGAUGCUGUGACCUUCCUUCCGUGGAGAGACAGGGAGCGCCACAAGGGAGGAGGGGAGCUGCAAAGCUGAAAUCUAGGGCACUGUUUCCUCCCAUCCUCCUCUUCAUAGACAAUAUAGAUGUUUGUCUUGUCUGUCUUCAACCUACUUUUCUUUUUUUCCUUUUUACAUUUCUCAUCCUUUCUGUGCUGCCUCUCCACCCAGGAGACCAUGUAGCAUAUGGAAAAUCUCCUGGAGGGUAUCCUGACUCAGCCCCUAACUCACCAUGUGACAUUGGACUAGUCCCACCACCCCCCUCCUUUGGGGCCUCAGUUUCCCUGUUUGCAAAAUAAGCAGGAUAAACCAGAUGCUCUCCAGGGUCUUUUCCGGGUCUGCUGUCCCACAGAUCUUCAUUUUCUCUUGUUUUGCUUUCUUGGGAUCUUUUCCGUCUGAGGGGACAGGAAGUGCCAGGACCUGUUUCAGUUUGUGAAUCCUGCAAGCACAUUCCAAGACUGGCCUGCAAUUGCAUGAGCAACAUCACUCUAAAGGAUUUUUUUUUUUUUUUCAAAAGCACUUACCAACCAACUGCGAUGCUGUCCUGUUCCUUUUUACUCACACCCCUCCCUCCCCUCUCGUCCCCACGCUCCCCCACCUCAGUGCUCUGUGCUGUAUGCGUGUGCUCUCUGUUCUUGUAUACUCAAUAAAAGUGAAAUAAAUGUGUUUGAUGCUGAACCACAAA